CCUUUCACACGUGACGUCACGGAGCGGAGAAGCCGACAGCCUCGUAUGAAAAACAAGCAGCAGGAGUUGUGUUAGCUCGCCCCGCUAUCUCCAGCUAGCCCCGCUAUCUAACAGCCAACUGUCGGCCCGCAGCUGGCGGCUCCUCGCUGCAACUUUUGGGACGCAACUUUCAAAACAAGCCGAUAGCCGGCCGCCGUGUGACGGAACAGUUCCUCUCUCCAGCGACAGUCAUGGCGUGUGGAGCCACCCUGAAGAGGACCAUGGAUUUCGACCCACUGAUGAGUCCCGCUUCCCCCAAACGACGAAGAUGCAUCCCCGUGGCCCCGUCGUCCUCGUCCCCUAGGAAGUAUCUUAGCAUGGAGCCCUCGCCAUUUGGGGAGUCAUCGUCCAGACUUAGUGCAGAACAAAUCCUCAACAGCAUCAAGCAGGAGUACAAACGCAUUCAAAAGAGGAAGCAUCUAGAUGGAGGCUGCCAACAGUCGGAGUGCUGCUAUUCUCCAGAGUCCCCAACCCAGUCGUCUACUAUGAAUGUUUCCAGCAUGCCAGGUACUUCCUCCGGAGGUGUUUCUCCCACUAGAAAAGAACAGCCGUUAUUCACCCUCAGACAAGUUGGAAUGAUCUGUGAACGCCUGCUGAAAGAAAGGGAAGAGAAGGUGCGGGAAGAAUACGAGGAGACCCUGACCUCAAAACUGGCAGAACAAUAUGACACCUUUGUGAAGUUCACACACGAUCAGUUAAUGCGACGAUUCGGGGAGCAACCUGCGAGCUAUGUUUCCUGAGUGGGACACAGACACGUCUGCAAGACAGCCUCCUCUUGCUGCAAGCUGUCAUGUGAUAUUUCCAGAAAGAAAGAAAAAAUGCUCAUCAUUGUAAGAGAUUCAGUUUAGCUAGUUUAAAUCAAACUUUUCUUACUGUGCCAUAUUUCUGUCUUUGGGCAAAGGUUUAUAUGAAGCUGUUGUUGUUACCACUCUGUUGUAAGCAACUAGGUCCUAAUGUAACUGAAUGGACCCUAUCUCUACCAGUGGCCUAUGUUCCUCCUGCUGUACGUAUCUACAGUUAUCUCACUUUUGUAAUGAUUCCCAGCAUUCCAGGCUUUGUCACUUGUUUCUCUUUGUUACAUGUAAAUACGAUAAAGCAGCGCAGAGUUUAAAACAAGGUUUGCUGGUCAAUCUGAAAGGAAGUGGAAGAAACACAGCUGAACAGGGAGAAUGUUUGCAGUUCGUCCUCUGUUCAUCGCUUUUUAAAUUGAGAAUAGUGGGCAAGUUUCUUUUUUUUUCUCUCCCUACCAGUGUUUUAUUUAUUUUGACUUUUGUUUUACUGGUAUCAUUUUGAAACCAAUGUACUUAUUGGGAAAAAAACAAUAAAUCUUUUAAGAGUUCAGAA
Molecule: messenger RNA, 1383 nt
Organism: Platichthys flesus (European flounder)
Lineage: Eukaryota; Metazoa; Chordata; Actinopteri; Pleuronectiformes; Pleuronectidae
Product: akirin-2-like
Exons: 6
Coding region: 231-779 (182 amino acids)
Biological process (GO): positive regulation of innate immune response; positive regulation of transcription by RNA polymerase II
Cellular component (GO): nucleus; chromatin
Molecular function (GO): transcription coregulator activity
Source: RefSeq, a predicted model, not a curated record